AUGGGCAUUGGAAUUCUUGAUGCUAUGGUCCCAUCAGCAAUUAUCGAUGCAGAUACUGCUGAACUUGCAAAAUUCUCUCGUGAAGUACGCGGAAGUUUUCCACCAGCAGUACGUGGUUUGGUUAAGGCCAGUUGUCAAAUGAUCGCUCAAUGUUGCCCAACAAUUCGAUCGCAAAUUUUAUCAUUCUCUUUAUCUGCCGACAGAGAUGGUUUAAUGGAACAAUGUUUCGGGAAGAAAGAUUCACCUAAUUAUCGUGCCAACGUUGGAGCUUGUCCAGCGAUUGGAAUGAUGAUGAAGAUGUCUCAAGAGCCAGAUGUCAUCAAAUUUUUAAGCAUUGACAAAUCCAAGUUAGUCUUUGGCAAAACAUUAGGACAAACAAUCAGCGAUGUUUGCUCAGCAGAUGAUGUUAUGUCGAUUGUGUGUGAAGCAGAUAAGAAUAACAUAUUACCGACAUGCCAACGAAGAGUAUUGGAAAAUUUAGCUAAAAUGAACACUGAUCGAGUCUACCAGGAAAAGAUCGCCUAUAUGAAGAUGAAGGGUAAAGAAUAUGGCACUGUUAUCAAGCAAACAUUUAGUUAA
Molecule: messenger RNA, 579 nt
Organism: Rotaria sp. Silwood2
Lineage: Eukaryota; Metazoa; Rotifera; Eurotatoria; Philodinida; Philodinidae
Source: the annotation of a GenBank genome assembly